Molecule: messenger RNA, 1350 nt
Organism: Wallemia mellicola CBS 633.66
Lineage: Eukaryota; Fungi; Basidiomycota; Wallemiomycetes; Wallemiales; Wallemiaceae
Product: transcription factor Tfb2
Exons: 2
Coding region: 1-1350 (449 amino acids)
Biological process (GO): nucleotide-excision repair
Cellular component (GO): transcription factor TFIIH core complex; transcription factor TFIIH holo complex
Molecular function (GO): ATPase activator activity; double-stranded DNA binding
Source: RefSeq, a predicted model, not a curated record
AUGAACGAAUUACUAGUAAAUUACUUGAAGGGUCUAUCAAAGUUCAACCUCAAUAGAUUAUUCAAUGAUAAAUCUUCUACACUCACUAUAUACCGCUUAUUAGACGACUUGAACAAGCAGAUUAUAUCAUCCUUGUUAUUCUCCAGUAAACUACUAGACCAGUCUACAUUAGAAUUACUAUAUAAAGAUGCAGACCUCGUUCCACUCAUAGAACUUAAUAUUAUCGAUAAUUCUAACGGUUCAAUUACUCUGAACGAACAAUUUAAACACUCACUCAAGCAAAUACUCAUCGGUAGAGAGAUUGAAUCAUUAUCAAACUCUAUCACUACAACAAUUGAACAGCUAGACACUUUUGCUACUCAGCAAUGGGAGCUUAUACUGCAUUACAUGGUUGGAAGCUAUAACAGUACGCCGAGUAAAGGUGUAUUGUUCUUACUUGAAAAGUCAAACCUAAUAUACACAGCUAACAAGCAACACCGCAUCUCUUCAAAAGGUUUCCAGUUUUUGUUAGAAGAUGUUCAGGUUCAACUUUGGCAACUUCUCCUGGAGUAUCUCAGCUUAUCUGAAAUACGUCAAAUGGAUCUAGUGGAGGUUUUAUCAUUCUUGUUUGUUUUAGGCACAUUAGAAUUGGGCAAGGAUUAUUCAAUAGAAAGUCUAACAAACACCCAACAAGCCAUGUUGUCGGAUUUGCGGGACUAUGGAUUAGUUUGGCAGCGAAAAACUUCGUCAAAGAGAUUCUACCCUACUAGAUUGGCUACUACACUCACUUCAUCCGCUCCACCGCUCUUACCCACUACUGAAUCAUCUUCGUUUACGACAUCAUCAGAUAACAAACGCUUUAUUAUCCUUGAAACUAACUAUAGGCUAUAUGCAUACACAAGUAAUCCAUUGCAGAUUUCCAUCUUGAACCUCUUUGUUACUCUCAAAGCCCGCUAUCCAAAUCUCGUCAUAGGUGUUAUAACGAGAGAUAGUAUAAGAAGUGCGUUGAGUAAUGGUAUAACAGCGGAGCAGAUAAUAGGAUAUUUAACAUCACAUGCACACACACAGAUGCACAGAAAUAAUCCACUUCUUCCUGUUACAGUUUCAGAUCAAAUACGUCUAUGGGAAUUAGAAAAGAAUCGUCUUAAAGCUGAUGAUGGUGUCUUAUACGCAGAAUUUAGAUCACAACCUGAUUAUGAGAUACUAUUAAAUUAUGCGAAAUCUUACGACUGUGUUUUAUGGUCGAACGAUAUUAAGAGAAUGUUCUUUGUCACACUUGAAGGUCAUCAAAUAGUACGUGAAUUCGUCAGGAGGCGUAUACCAGGCAAUAACAAUUCGUCAACAUCAUCACAAACACCUGUAUCUUUAUAA